This is a messenger RNA of Fonsecaea nubica, 2313 nucleotides long. RefSeq lists its product as hypothetical. The record is from RefSeq and is a predicted model, not a curated record. The transcript has a single exon. NCBI's taxonomy places the organism in Eukaryota, Fungi, Ascomycota, Eurotiomycetes, Chaetothyriales, Herpotrichiellaceae. The coding region runs from base 1 to 2313 and encodes 770 amino acids.
AUGCCGUCCUACGCUGGCUUUCAGCUUGCGUUGGAACUUUCAAAUAUCCUACCCGUCAAGGAGGUUACUGCUUUCGCGUAUACAGCGCUACUCAAUCUGGCUCGAGAGCUUAGCAAUUCAGGUUCUGAUAUAUUUGUUGAGGCCGAUCUGGCAAGCAUUUUUGGAAGGAGCCCAAUUUCUCGGGAGCUCGAAAAAGCAUUCAAGGACAAAGUCCACAUCAGUACGGUGACAACAUUGCACGAGGGCUCGGAAAUCCAACUUCGAACGGGCGCUGGCCCAACUGUCAUCCGAGCGUUUCAGGAUUCACGAUAUUUCGCAACCAUAGUCACUCUAUCAGCAUUGAGCUACUUUACUCCGAGAGAUGAUCUUGCCAGAAUGAUUGCCAACGGGAUGGCAAAACGAGCCGAAGCUAAAAUACCAGGGGCCUCCAUCCCUCCUGCAUACGAAGGCAUUGAAAAGACGUUGGCAGCCUGCUCUACGCAGUGUGGCGAAUUCCAGUGGACGCCAUAUCGAGCAGAGAUUGAGAAGCGGCUUCGAGUAUCAAUGCGAGAUUAUAGCUGGAGCCCUUACUACACUCGUCUCACCCCUGCCGUGCUUCUGGGAGCUAUGGACUUCCUUUAUGCUAUCAAACACCUGCCAUCACACAGAAUAGUCACAGUCUCGUCUCAAGCAGGGUUCAUCCCUCUUACCAUCUGGGCGCAUUACAUUUUGUGCCUCAAUGUUGUCAUCACUGGUCUUCCUGGGGAAGACGUUGUCUUCGGGAAUGCUGAGGAGCCUCACGUUUUCAUCCGUUGGAGGCGCUCUGACCUUCCUGACAGAGAAGAACUGAACUGGAAUCUGGAGGGGAACGAAGAGGGUCCUGAAAUCUGCCUUCAUGAGACAGACAUGACCAUCCUUCUGACUACUAAACCAGAAGAUCACGAUUCUGACAGCCUAUACUCGGCUGAGAGGCAUAAUUUGGCAGGCUAUGGCACGGUCUUCCUGCGUCGCAGCUUGAAUGUCGAUGUGAUCCUCAGCGAUGAUGACAGUAUCUACGUUGAGUUGGUAGGUUUGAUAGUUGGAUUCGCAGUCGCCGCUUCGCAGAGAAUGGCCAGGGAGCUGCCUGAUCCUAUACCGCAAGAGUCCGACGAAGUGGAGGAAACUGGGCAAAUUAUCCGACUGGAAUCAUGGAGAAUCAUAGACGCUGCCAAAUUACUCUUCGCUGGCAUCACCAUGGACCCGAUUCUUUGCUGGAACUACGCCAAGUUUUAUUCAGAACACCGCUUAUCGGAGCAUACGCUACCUGCAACCUUUGAUUCUUACUUUGCAGGAGUCCCCAGACACCGCCCCGGGUUCUCUCCGGCAGAUCGUAUGAUACGACUCAUCGAAAGCGCCACCAAACACGUCUUGAUCUUCGCUCACGUCGUGGAGGUGGACAAAUGUGGGGAUAUGCCAAUAAUCCUGACCGAUGACGUUACCUCUUUCACGAACCUCAUUCGCGACGUACGGGAGGGGAAUGAUCAUCCGGGCCUGGUUAGAUGGGAUGAGGCAUUCGAUGGAGUAUCUAAACUUCUCUCAUCUGCCGAAUUCUUUUCCAGGGAUGAGAGGCGUCGUUCUCUCUCCACCGAAUCCCUCUGCAGCGACUUUGGAUGGUCUGUACUCCUGAACACGUAUGCGGACCUCGACCCAGGUGAUAUCCGGCCUGAGCUCGUCCGCAUCCGAAAAGGGACACCCACGCAUUCUGAAACAGAAGAACGCAAGCUGCGAAUUGUAGACGGGAAUGCCGUGGAAAGGAGUGCAAAGUCAUAUGUCUAUCCAGUCGAGAUAGGACCAGAGUACACUCCCCGCACAUUCGCAAAAUCCACUUCCAAGAAGGAGUACUAUACGACUCUAUCAUACGAAUUCCAAAGCAUCCUUUUCAUUUCGUUCGAGUCGACUCGUGAGUGGCAGGAUCAUGGCGGUUCCAAACAUUUCCAGCAAAACCUAGCCUAUGGCAAGAUGGCCAAGCAUCUGUUCAAUACCCAUCUCAUUCCAGAGUGCAGCCACCUCAACAAGAGUCAUUGGGAGCAGGCAAAUAAGACCAAGCUUGGCCCAGAUGCGGUAGCAAUACUCAGUGGUUACGAAGAGCUGGAUGAUGGCAUAACCAUGCCGCAGAGGAUAAUUAUCACAUUGACCAAAGGUGAUCGCUAUAUUCGCUGGCAUGCGAUCAUAUAUUUGGCCUCCGAGGUAUACCACUCGAGGCGAAGGAUGGCGCUACGGCCGAAUUCAUGUUGCGAGCCCUGCGCUCUUGACUUUGUAGCUUCACAACCAGGGAAGUGGUACCUCAUUCUGUAG